AAAAUUUCUUGAUUUACUAGGUACAGCAUCGUUUAAAAAUAAUAUGAAAAAUAUGCUGGAAAUAAGACAAUCAUAAUGCCUGUACCGAAUGACAAGACUGUCAAUUUGUCACCUGUGUCCGUUUACACAAUCCUCGCUGCCAGUGGGAAUGAGUUAAAAAAAACAACUGUGUCUGUGAGAAAAGAUGCCACAGUUGCUGAUGUUAUCGAUGUUGCUUUAGACAACUUCUCCAUCGUUGCCGGUUCUGAGUUAUUUGAUUUAUGUGAAGUAUUCAGUGAAAAUGGAUUAUUUCCAACAGUUCCUGAGGUGCUCCUAGAAAAUGCUAGAACUUUGAAUUAUUCUGAAUGUCCUGUAGUAGUUACACAAGAUUGGCCUUCACCCAUUGAUGAUAAUAACAUUGAGAAUCAAAAUGUUGAUGAAAACGGAAUAACAGAUAAACAAACGAGCGAUGAGUCAAACAGUAAGCAUAGAUUAUAUUUAACACACAAAACAGGUGCCUUACAGAACCAUACUGAUGUAAAAGUGACCUGGUUAGAUGGUUUAAACUCCAAUAUACCACCUGAAGAAUGGCAUUUUGAACCAUUUUAUCGCGAAGAGGGAGAAAUAGAUGAUCUAGUAAAUUUACCUGUUUUAGAUGAAAAUGUGCUUUUAGAUAAACUUUGUAAAAGAUUUUGUAGAGGUCGAAUUUAUACUUACGUUGGUGGCAUUUUGAUAGCCGUAAAUCCAUUUAAAUACUUGCCAAUAUACAAUCCUAAGUAUGUUAAUGCUUAUCAGCACCGAAAACUUAAUGACUUGCCACCACAUGCUUUUGCUAUUGCUGAUGCAGCUUAUUUACGAAUGUUGCAAGAUAAGCAAAAUCAGUGUAUUGUGAUCUCUGGGGAAAGUGGAAGUGGGAAAACAGAAAGUACGAAAUUAAUAUUGCAUCAUUUAACUGCUUUAAGUCACAAAACGAAAGCAUCUGUUUUGGAAAAAACAAUACUAGCAGCAGGUCCUGUUUUAGAGGCAUUUGGAAAUGCAAAAACUUGCCACAAUAACAAUUCCAGCCGGUUUGGAAAAUUUACGCAAAUAAAUUAUAGAGCAGAUGGUGUAGUAUGUGGGGCUGUUUUGAAGAAAUAUCUUUUGGAAAAAUCUCGCAUUUCAUCUCAGUCAAACAAUGAAAGAAAUUACCAUGUUUUCUAUUGCCUUCUUUCGGGUGCUUCUCAAGCUGAAAAAGAGAGCUUACAUUUGCUUGAAGCAAAGGAGUAUCAUUACUUAAACCAGACUGAUUGCUAUACUAUAGAAGGCACAGAUGAAGCUUAUGAAUUUACUCGCCUAAAAAAUGCAAUUAAAAAUAUAGGUAUCCACAGCGGGAUACAGCAAAGAAUGUUUGCUGUUCUGUCAGCUGUGCUUCAUAUUGGCAAUAUUACAUUCAAGAAAAGAACCAAUUAUCCAGAUGAGGCAGUGUCUAUCACUGAUGAUAAAAUUGUGGAGGUUAUUGCAGAAAUCCUACAAGUGGAGAAACAAGAACUGACACAACCACUCACAAUGCGUAAGACUAUAACAAGGGGUGAAGAAUUUGUUCGAUUGUAUAAAAAAGACGAGGCUGUGGCCACAAGAGAUUCCAUGGCAAAAUGUUUAUAUGCUUCCUUGUUCGAUUGGAUUGUGUUACAAACUAACCACAUUAUGGUAAACAGACAAGGAAGAAAAUCAGAUAAUAAGGCGUUCUCAAUUGGUGUGCUAGAUAUAUUUGGUUUUGAAGAUUUUGAUACCAACAGUUUUGAGCAAUUCUGCAUUAACUUAGCAAAUGAAAGCUUGCAGUUUUACUUGAAUAUGCAUAUCUUUAAACUACGUCAAGAUGAGUACACUGAAGAAGGUUUAGCUUGGGACCAUGUUGAUUAUAUUGACAAUACUACAUGCCUGAACUUAAUAGUGGGUAAACCAACUGGAUUGAUACUGCUGUUGGAUGAAGAAUGCAGUUUGACAAUGGGUACAGAUGAAAGUCUUUUGGACAAAUUUAAUCGUCACCAUGCAAAUAACAGUUACUAUGAAAUGCCACCAACUCGGGAGCCAGUUUUUACAGUUAUUCAUUAUGCUGGUAGAGUUAAAUACCAAAUCAAGGAUUUUCGAGCUAAGAAUCGUGAUUUAAUGAGAAGUGAUAUAGUCAUGGCAUUUAAAAAUAGCAGGAUGUUAUUUAUGAGAGAAUUAAUGGGCGGCGAUCCAAUUGCUAUUCAUUACUGGUCAAUUCUUCGUCAUAUGAUCAAAGCUGUAGCCAUAUUUAAGAAGGCUGGACUGGCUAGAUCAAAAGGAGAGAAGAUGUUCAACUUAAGGGAAACUAUAACUUGGGCCACCAAAAUGACACCUCCAAGCAGAAGGAGAAGUUUGAUGCGGCAACUAACUGAUGCAGAGCGAGAGCCUGGGACACAAGCAAUGAUGAGGAGAGCAACCAAAGUUAUGAAUAGGAGAGUGCACGACAUGACCAAACGUAUACAGAGUCCUUCAAGAGUGCGAUCAGAUUUAGCAGUGAAGAGAACAAUUUCUGGUGGCAUGACUGAAGUCACUAGAAGAGGUGGUUUAAAAAGUCCUCCAACUGUUAUUGCCCAAUUUCAGUCCUCCUUACAAGAGCUUAUGGAAACCCUAAACAAAUCACACCCAUUCUUUGUGCGCUGCAUUAGAUCAAAUGCACAAAAGUCACCUUUGGAAUUUGAUGCAGAAUUAGUUUUACGACAGCUCCGUUACACGGGAAUGUUAGAAACUGUGAAAAUACGCCAAGCUGGAUUUCCUUAUCGGUUUGCAUUGAAGGCUUUCCUUAAGCAGUUUAAACUUCUGUUCCCAUUACACGACUGUACGAAUUUGCAAGAAGACCUACCCAAGGCAAUUGAUAAAAUUGGCUUAGACUCAAAUGACUUUCAAGUUGGAAUCACCAAGGUUUUCUUGAAAGAGAAUCUUUACCAUGCCUUGCGUAAAAAAUUGCAAACAAAAAUCGAUGAGAGUGCAAGAAAAAUUCAACAAUGGAUAAGGGCCAAACAACUAAGAAAACAAUUUGUUGAUCUAAAACGAUCUGUUAUUGUUAUGCAGAAAGUGUGGCGUGGCUAUUUGUGCAGAAAAGACUAUCAACAGAUGCUUUACAGACAUUAUGCAGCAGUACGAAUCCAAGAGUUUUAUCGAUCAACAAAAUCACAAAAAGUGGCUGCCGAACCACAGUUUCCAAAAUUCAAGAAAGCCAUCGUUAAAGUGCAAUCAAGGUGGCGCGGUUAUUCAGCUCGAAAGAAAUAUAUGGAGAUGCUGAAAGAAAAACAUGAAGCAGACGAGCAACAGGAAAUUGCAACAAUACCUUUGACAAAAGACAGAAUAGAAACGGACAUUCCAAUUGUUGGUUCUCCUUACUCGUCACAUAGGAAAAAAGUUAAAACAGAGAACGCCGAGCAUUUAAUGAACGAUUUACUAAAAGACACCAUAUUUACUGAAGAUAACAACAUCGAUGCAGGGGGACUGGAAGGUGUGACGCCUCCUGCUCCAGUUUCGAUUGAACACAAGAAAAAUAUCCAUCUUUAUGAGGACAUUGAGAACUUUGAAGGUAUAUUUGCAAAACAGUCUGAGCCAGAAGAAAAAACAGCAUCUGUUGUUAAACUGCGCACGCAUUCUGGUGCUGGUGAUUUGGACAGAGGUAUUAAAAAAUUGUACAGACGACUGUCCUUCACUGCUAAAGACAAGGCGAAAUCACCUGCGGUGAGAAAGUCAAAGGAAGCUGAAGAUUUUGGUGGGUACGAGAUAAUUGAUGUACCAGCUGAUGACAGUUCAAAGAAUACCAAAGCUAACUCCUUGCAGUUCAACACGCCACCAACAAAAACAACUGGUUUUGCUGGUUUCUUCAGCACGCUGCAUCGUAAAGGAUCAAAGCGAGAAACUCCUAAAGAGAAAAAGGUUCCACGCAGGCUUUCUGCCACUGGAGACAAUGCUUACAUUGUUAAUGGCGAAAUUGAAUUGGAAGUUUUUAAUUCUUUCCUAAUAAAAAAGGUCACAGAUAUGAACAAAUUAGAAAAGGGCAAGCAGGACACAGAAGUGGAUGUUGUGUUCAAGAAUGCAUUGCAUAAAUACCAUGGCAACUUGUUAUUCACUUGUGCGGAUGCAUCAGUUCAGCGCAAAGAAUCCAUCCUCCUUAAAUUUAACGAUGUUGUGGAAGCAUUCCAAGAAGUGUUGAACCAAAUGGUCAACCAGGAUGAUAAAGUGUCCAAAGAAUUUUCAGUGAUGGGAUGUAAUUUAUUUCGCGGAAUUAUUGAAGAAUUUCAAAAACAAAAGGAAAAGUUAAUCUUAAAAAGAAAACAAAAUGCUAAACCUUAUAGAAGAAAACGAAGGAAAACUGUUGAAUUAUUUGAACACAAAGGACAUUUAUACACUUUUCAAAAUUUUAAUAUCCGUACUUACUGUGAAUUUUGUAACGCCUUUAUCUAUGACAGAGGACUCUUGUGUCAAGCUUGCAGUUUUACUUGUCAUAAGAAAUGUCACACAAAAUACGUACGACAGUGUAAAGGUAGAAGACCGUCCAUAUGUGGUCCAGCUGCGUUAUACGGUACCGAUUUAUCCGAAAUCACAAGUCCGAAUAAUCCGAUACCGCAAGCGAUUAUCAAGUUGAUGCUUGAAAUUGAGAAGCGAGGACUUUAUGCAGUCGGACUAUAUAGAAAACCAGGUUUACAAGCCGCAGUAAACAACUUAAAAAGCGUGUUAACAUCUACUGAUGCUGACGAGUUAAUUUUUGAAGACGAACGUCCUCAUACGCUAGCAUCUUGUUUAAAGUUGUUCUUUCGACAGUUACCGUCUCCUGUUAUACCUAACCAAUUUUACGAUGACUUUUUAAGAAGUACAGAUUUGGAAACUGAAGCUGAGACGCAUGCAACUAUGUAUGAAUUGAUUCAAAGGUUUCCAAAAGCUAAUCGAGAGUUGCUUGAAAGGUUGAUCGUGCAUUUGUCUAGAGUUGCUAUGUUGGAAGAAAGCAACAAAAUGUCACCAAACGGACUGGCUAUUAUUUGGGCACCUUGUCUUAUUCGUCCAAAGGAUGACUGCGACCCGUUGGAAUCAUUGGCUCAGUUACCACAACAAACAAAAUGUAUCGAAGUGUUAAUAGAUGUACAGUUAACAAGUAGACGUGGAAUUUUAACAGAUAUCGAUGCGUUACACAGAGCCACGAGUACUGCAGAAAAACGAUUGGAUUUUAUUAUAAAAGAGCGCGAAUCCCGUGAAAAUGAAGAAACGACAGAUGGCACUAAACGACGCGAAAGUGGAAGUACGGACGAAAUAAUUGGAAUGCUGGAGAAGGAAAUUUCCAGCAUGGAAGAAGAAAGGGAACGGUUGACCAUUGAUCUCACCACGAUGGAGCCGCAUAAAUCACGUUCAAUGGAUUCGCUGGACGAGCUGGGAUCUGAAAAUGAUUUUGAAGUUAUAACAGGAAAUUAUGAGGAAUUAGCAACUGCAGAUGCCUCGAUUGAAAAAAAAUCAGGCGGUGGUUAUUUGCGAUUGAAAUUUGCAGAAGGUCACGACUCAUCGUUUGAAGACAUUAGCGAACUUGAAAAAACAACUGAGCAUUCUAAUCAGCCGGCUUGCUCAAAGGAGAGCUUAGAGUCUGUGACCACCGUGGAGGAGAAGAAACCGCCAGAAGAUGUGACGGAUGCUGACGGCAACCCUAGACUUGUUUUUAUUUGAAUAACUUAUCAAGAUAAAUUAUUUCCCGACCCAAUCGAAAUAGCCUGCAAGGUAGAUUCGUCAGGUUAUCCGCAGCAACAAGAAAAAAAGCUCCCGCCUGCUCCCUAUUAUAACUUUGUUUUGAAUAGUUCAAAAAACGCGCAAGAAUUUUAACGCCGCAGAAUUUCUUUAAUUUGGAAAUUUCAUAAAACUCCAAUUUUUCCAGCGUUAGUAUUAUUAGGUAAGCGCCAUACAAAUGUUUUGUUGUGAUCUAGUAGGAUCGUUUAGUCGGUUUUAGUGAAUCAGAAUUUAAAUCGCUUUCGCCUUUUAGUUCGUAUUUAUAUAUGACAGCUUCAGCCGUGGCGCAUGCGUACAAGAGAUUUUUUUAAACUUUUUAAAUGUUGGUGAUUGUUGCUUAAUUUAUAAAUGAUGAUAGUAUCGAAAUUUUCAGUGAAAUGCAAUUUUGUUCGCAGAUUGUUAUGUAAACAUUUCCAGAGAGUGUGGUCGGUAGCCGUAACAAUGAAAGUGAAAGUUCUGCAGUUAUCUCCUUAACAUUUCCUGCUUUGAAAUUUUAUCAGACCUCGUAAGAAUAAAUUUUUGAAUGUUUUUUUUGGUUUAUUUAGUUAUCAAUAACUGUUAAGCACGAAGGGUGAGACCUUCGAUGGCGUUCUUCUCCGUUGCGCAAUAACAAUUAUUCGCUGCAGUGAAGUGAUAACGUUUUAGCUCACUUAAUGUUGUUUUGUAUGACGUAAUUUCGUUUGGUGCACGGCGAAGAACGUCAGGCGCUCGUAAUUUUUACAAACAGGUACUCACUUUUUGGGGGUAUUUGUAUAUAUGAAACUGAUUUUGGAAUUAUUGUGUAUAUAAGAAAGAGUUGUGGAUAGCACAUUCACACACACGGUUCUGUGUAGCAGUUCACACUAUUGAUGACACUGUGUGGAAGGUGUUCACAUAGAAAAUCAUUUUUUAUAAAGAACAGAAAAAUACGUUUUACAUCGA
This is a messenger RNA of Hydractinia symbiolongicarpus, 6651 nucleotides long. RefSeq names its product unconventional myosin-IXb-like. Gene Ontology annotation, molecular function: microfilament motor activity; ATP binding; protein binding. The transcript has 41 exons. The record is from RefSeq and is a predicted model, not a curated record. Bases 76 to 5673 code for a protein of 1865 amino acids. NCBI's taxonomy places the organism in Eukaryota, Metazoa, Cnidaria, Hydrozoa, Anthoathecata, Hydractiniidae. Gene Ontology annotation, biological process: intracellular signal transduction. Gene Ontology annotation, cellular component: myosin complex.